UAUAUGAUCAACUUGAAGCAAGUUAACUGCAGCGUAAGUGGCUUCAGCUUUUUUUGACUUAAUUUAAGAAAAAUGUGAUCACUAUGUAAUGUAUAAAUAUUCCAAAGAAUGCAUCUCUGAAAUUUCGAAUUCAUAUAACGCCGCAAUAGUUUGAAAAGUUUAUAUAUUAAGAAUUUAUUACACAGAUUUACAAAAUAAAUUAGUAAUAGUCAUGUCAAAUGUUGAUCUUGAUUGCGAUAAUGGUGCUGUACGAAUAAUAGUCCGUGAAAGGCCAGUACGGAAUGCACAGGGGCUUGAAGACGAGUGUUUAAGUGUAAUUUCAUACCUUGAAGCAACCCCAAAUGUACUUCUUGCGGACGGAAGACCAUUUACUUUUGAUAAGGUUUUAGGUCCGAAUGCAUCACAGGAACAGUUAUUCCUCGAUAUUAGAGUCUUGGUUGAAAAAGUAAAAAAAGGUUAUAAUUGUACAGCAUUAGCGUAUGGUCAAACUGGUACUGGCAAAUCUUAUUCGAUGGGGCUUAAUUCAAAUGCUUGUGACGGGGAGUUCGUAGGAAUAAUUCCAAGAUGUUUGAGGGAAAUAUUAAUCACAUCUGUGGAUGAGAAUAAAUCAGAAAGCCAUUUAGGGUCAAUUGAAAUAAACGCGUCUUUUAUAGAAAUAUAUAAUGAAAAAGUGUUUGACUUGCUAAGUGACAAGAGCACGGAACCAAUCUCUUCUCGGGGAUACAAAUAUACGGGUGGCACUCGAAAGGUCCUCAAAUCAUUAGAAGAUUGCUAUAGUGUGUUAUUGCAAGGUAACAAGAACAGACAUGUUAGACCGACCAAAAUGAAUUCUCAGAGUUCAAGAUCACAUGCAAUUUUUACGAUUCAUAUACAUACUUGUUCUGGAAAUGGUGUUCUUAGUACUAGGUUAAAUUUAGUAGAUUUAGCUGGCUCAGAAGGUGUGCGCAGAACAGGUCAUCAAGGAAUGGCGAUGUCAGAAGGAGUUAACAUAAAUCAGGGCCUUUUAUCCAUUGGUAAAGUUUUACAGGCAAAAGCUCUCGGGCAUAAAGUGGUACCAUAUCGUGAUAGUGUUUUGACUUCUGUUUUGCAAGAUUCACUCAAUGAAAACUCCUAUUUAACACUUUUGGCUUGCAUUAGUCCUCAUCGUUCAGAUCUAUCUGAGACCUUAUCAACUCUUCGUUUUGCCCAAAGUGUGAAACAAUUGAAACACUCACCGCACAUUAAUUUAAUAGCAACUGAUAUAAAGAAAAAUCGCUUGAAAACUCCAAUGAAACGGCUCAUGACACCAGCACCUGCCAAGCCAACCUUUUCUAAAACUAACAUUAACAUGGGAAUAAAGGUUCUAAAACCUAUCUAUCAUAGUAACACAUUUUGUACUCCGACCAAGUUAAAAAGAUACCCUAAUGCCGAUAAAUUGAACCAAUCCGAAUUUGGCGUUACACCCAAAGAAAAGGAAAAGCAACAAACACGAGUUUUUCAGUCUUGUGUCUCUGAACUUCCUAUAGUGCACUCAAAAGUACCGCAAACAAAUCGAGAAUCGAGCAUUAUAAUGGAUAAAUCUCUUGAUUCUCGGGCUUCAAUUAUGAGUUUGAAUGUAUCAUCAUCGACAAUGGUUGGAAAUGAUGGAAUCGCAUCAAGUAAAGUCAUUAGCUACAGUCCCGUCGUGCGGAAAUGUAUGGUAGAAAUAGAAAACGUCAUGGAUAACAAAAUGUCACAAUUAAUGGAAACUUUAAAAGACCUAAAUAAGGAUAAUAUUCAACAUCGGUUGGAAAUUAUGGACACUCCAUGGCCAAGUACGGGUGAUUCAGUUAGUGCAGGACCACUUCCACUGGCACUCCGCAAUGAAUUGAAGACUAUUAUACAAGAAAUAUUGAAAGAAAAUGUCAAAUCAAAUACUAAAUUUUCGGGCGACGUGAAUAGAUCCGAGUCGAUAUUAUUAGAGUCUUCUCUUUUAAGGAAUGAUCCAAAAUGUCAAUUGUUUGCUACAAGUAGUCCAGUUUUCAAAGUCCCAUCUGCACCUAAUAAAGAAUUUGAUAGUUCUGCAAAUUCUUUUAACACAAAGGAAUUAUCUAUGAAAGUAAUUGAAAUCGAUGAAGAAUCUAAACGUUAUAAAACUGCAAUUAGACGAUCUAGUCGGAUUUCCGCAGUAAGGGGAGAAGUGAUAUUAGACAGUUCAUUUAAUGAUUUAAGAGGACCAGGUACUCUUAAUGAAGCAUUACGACGUUCUAGUCGCAUUUCGAAAAUUGGGGAACAAAUUGAGAUGCAGAGAGCAAACGAUUCUUUUAAGCUAACGUUAAGCGCAAUGUCACGAAAAAAACCAAAAUCUUUAAAACAGCAUGUUGAAAGACGGAUAGAGAAAGAAGAAAAUGAAGGAGGCAAACAUAUCUCUAAAGCACAUAACAAUGCAAGUCAUCGUAUAUAUUCCUUAAACAACAAUAUAAUUGAGAGAUACUUUACUAUUGGUGCGCAAAAGUCAAGUUCGCACAUUAAAGGAAAAGAAAAGAAAUCGAAUAUUCUGAAACACCGAGCAGCAGUAUUAGAUUUAUUAAAUUCUGGCUCUAUGAAAGAUUUGCAGUUACUGCCUCAGAUAGGCCAAAAAACAGCGUAUCAAUUGGUAACUCAGAGAACAUUGACGGGAAAAUUUAAAAAUAUAUCACAACUUGAAAAACUCACAAUAUGGCGUGGAAACUCGUGGAUACGUUUUGCGCAAGCAAAUUUGCUCAUUGACUAAAACGGCUUCCAACAUUUUCUUUAUUUAAAGCAAUAUUUAUUUAAUAUACUUUUAUCUUCUAAUUUUUCUGUGUUUUUAUUGUAAUAAUAUAUUAAAAAAAUGUUCGUAUAUGUAUUAAAUUAAAAAGAUUGUAAAAGAAAAUACAAGGGGUAUUUGUAUCUAUUAUCUAUAUGUAUUUUAAGUGGAUAUUGAAGUAUUAUUGUUAUAAUUUUUACCUUGUUUUUGAACUCGUUAAGCCUUGUUGUGCAUUUUUACAAGAUUAUGGUAGAUUCAGGCAACGUAUACUCUUGAUAACUCCAUUAGUAUCUUGGUAAUUUUAAGAGUAUGGCUAAGUAAGGUACUUAUUUUUAAGAAAAAUAUAUAUGCGUUGUUCUUUAUUUAGUUGUGAACGUUUCUGAUUGAAUAACUUACGAUGAUCUCUAAGCAAAUCGUUAUUUUGUAAAUACCUUGUGAAAACGUUUUAUUUUUUUUCGCUUCGAGAUAUUGAUGAAUUAUUUUCAUGCAUUUACAAUGUAUUAAUGUAAUAAGGAGAAGUUAAUGCGAAACUACCGACAUAGCGAUUUUGCAUUUCAAAGAAAUGCAAAUGAAUUUCCAUCUGCUCUUUUAUGUCCAUACAAAUUAGAGAUAAAUCAUUAUCAUGCAUUAAACGUAAAACUCCUAUAACAAUAUGGACUACUAGACUGAAAACUAGACUUUGGUAUCGUUUCAAAAUAGGGGUAAAAAAAUCACAAGUAACAGGUAAAUUAUAAAAUAUAAUGUUAUUCGUUUGUAAAUAAUAAUUGAUUUAUUGUAUUAUUUUAUCUAUUCAAAUUGAACUAUUCAGCAGAGUUAUUUAAGGACAAGAAUGUAAGACGAUGAUUUAUUUAGCUCAAGUUCUCAAUUAAUAAAAAAAAAAUCGCAUUAAUAUUGUCAUCAGCAAAAACAA
Messenger RNA from Bactrocera oleae (olive fruit fly), 3656 nucleotides. It is a transcript of the gene nod, whose product is annotated as no distributive disjunction. Gene Ontology annotation, cellular component: microtubule associated complex. Lineage: Eukaryota; Metazoa; Arthropoda; Insecta; Diptera; Tephritidae. Gene Ontology annotation, molecular function: microtubule motor activity; microtubule binding; ATP binding. The record is from RefSeq and is a predicted model, not a curated record. Gene Ontology annotation, biological process: spindle elongation; microtubule-based movement; mitotic spindle organization.